AUGGCGGCGAGUGAGCACAUGCCCUUACAAGUGCUCUGUGCCCAGCAGGAACUCUGGGCCAUGGGGAAAUACUGGCAUUUUGUAGAGGACACCCUCCCCUUUCCUGGGGUGUAUGACUUGUCCUGGCACAGUACAGAUAUCCAGGGACCAGUGGCCUUUGGAGAGGUGUCCUUUCAUUUCACUGAGGAGGAGUGAGUCCUGCUGGAUCCAGGCCAGAGAGCUCUGUACAAGGAGGUCGUAUGGGAGAUUCAUGAGAUGGCAACCUCUCUGGGAGAUGUCCAGGGGAUCACAGAAGUGUCACUGGGAAAAGUUGAGGAGCAGAAGGAGUGGGAAUUGGGGAGUCAAGAUGAAGCAAAGAGACAAGAGGGGAGACAAAUGCAAAAGCCGGUGGAUGAAUCCAGUGCUUCUGAAGGUGGUGAAAAUAAAAUUCAAGGGAGUAUUCUUUAUGUAAAGGAAACAAGAAUGUCUCCUCAGCGCAGUGAAAACAUAAAUGGCCAGAAACCCCUGAGUACAUAUUGGAGAAGGCAUACAAGAAAGAAACCAUAUAAAUGCUUAAAAUCUGGGCACACAGGGGACAAACAUUGUAAAUGCCUGGAGUGUGGAAAGAGCUUCAUUGACAGUAAAACUCUUACUGUGCAUCAAAGAACUCAUACAGGGGACAAACCUUAUAAGUGUUUGGAGUGUGGAAAGAGUUUCAGUCAGAGUGGCACGUUUUCUAGACAUCAAAGAACUCAUACCGGAGACAAACCUUAUAAAUGCUUGGAGUGUGGAAGGAGCUUUAGACAGAAUGGUGCUCUUCAGGUACAUCAACGCAUCCAUACAGGGGACAAACCUUAUCAGUGCUUGGAGUGUGGAAGGAGCUUUGCACAGAGUGCAGCCCUUACAGUACAUCAAAGAACUCAUACAGGAAACAAACCUUGUAUAUGCUUGGAGUGUGGAAAAGCCUUCAGUCAGAGUGGCACACUUUUUAGACAUCAAAGAACUCAUACAGGGGAGAAAACUUACAAAUGCUUGGAGUGUGGAAAGCACUUCAGUGAGAAUGGCACCCUUACUGCACAUCAAAGAACUCAUACAGGGGAGAAACCUUAUAAAUGCUUGGAGUGUGGAAAGAGCUUCAGUCACAGUAAUACUCUUACACUGCAUCAAAGAACUCAUACAGGGGACAAACCUUAUAAAUGCUUUGAGUGUGGAAAGAGCUUCAGUAACAGUAGCUCCCUUAGUACACAUCAAAGAACUCAUACAGGGGAGAAACCAUAUAAAUGCCUGGAGUGUGGAAAGAGCUUCAGUGACAGUAGCACCCUUACUAAACAUCAAAGAACUCAUACAGGGGAGAAACCAUAUAAAUGCCUGGAGUGUGGAAAGAGCUUCACUCGGAGUACCUCUGUUACUUUACAUCAAAGAUCUCAUACAGGGGAAAAACCUUAUAAAUGCAUGAAGUGUGGAAAGAGCUUUAGUCAGAAUGGCGGUCUUCAGGUACAUCAAAGAACUCAUACAGGGGAGAAAACUUACAAAUGCUUGGAGUGUGGAAAGAGUUGCAGUACGAAUAGUGCCCUUACUGCACAUCAAAGAACUCAUACAGGGGAGAAACCUUAUAAAUGCUUGGAGUGUGGAAAGAGCUUCACUUGGAGUACCUCUGUUAGUUCACAUCAAAGAAUUCAUACAGGGGAGAAACCUUACAAAUGCUUGGAGUGUGGAAAGAGCUUCAGUUGGAAUGGUGCCCUUACUGUGCAUCAAAGAACUCAUACAGGGGACAAACCUUAUAAGUGCUUGGAGUGUGGAAACUGCUUCAGUCAGAGUAGCACAUUUUCUAGACAUCAAAGAACUCAUACCAGGAACAAACCUUAUCGCUGCUUGGAGUGUGGAAAGAAUUUCAGUUGUAGCCACCACCUUACUUCACAUCUAAUUAUUCAUAAAGGGGCAAACCUUAUUAAUGCCUGGAGUGUUUAGAGAGCUUCCGUCAGCAUGGCCAUCUUUUGGGACAUCAAAGGAUCCAUACAUGGGAAUAGCGUUAUAAUGUCUGGAAUGUGGAAAGAGCUUUAGUCAGUGUCACACCCAUGCUACUCAUAAAAAAAGCACACUGGGGGAAAACCAUAUAACUGUCCAGAGUGUGGAAGGAGUUUAAUUUAGCAUACCUGCCCUAUUUUGCAUCAAACAAUUGCAAACCCUUACUGCACAUCAAAGAACUCAUAUAGGGGACAAACCUUAUAAGUGCUUGGAGUGUGGAAAGAGCUUCAGUCAGAGUGGCACACUUUCUAGACAUCAAAGAACUCAUAUCAGCACAAACCUUGUCGCUGCUUGGACUGUGGAAGGCUGUUUAUGACCAGUCUCCUCUAAGUCAGUCCUUUGGGGCUGGAGUUCUGGCUCAUAAAAACUUUGAGCAGAUAUUGCUUUUCGAGUGUUGAUAUACAUACAUUUCUUUUUUUAAUAUCAUUUCUUAAUUCCAGGUGAGGUUUCCAUUUUGCUAUUUUAUUUUUUCCAACCUUUCCCCUUUAUCGCUGUUUUUCUGGGUCCAGUCCAUAGGACCCUACAUUCAUCUGGGUCCUUUGAAUGCCUCCUUGGGUAGGUAGCUAUCCUAUUCUUUCUGUUCUCUAUUAUUACUAGUUAGGAUGAAUGCUUAUAUAGCUAAUAGUAAAGGUUUACCUACUUUGGACUGGUGGAAGGAGGUAAAUGAAAGUAGAAUUGCAUAAUAGUUGAAAUGAUUACUAGCUUUGCCUGCCAUAAUAAUUGUAACAGUUAAGUUGCACACUGUUCUUCUGAGCAGAGAAGCUUGUAUAUCCAUAUUCUAUUUUGUUUUUCCAGUAAUCAUUAUUUGCAGCUACUGAUCCUUAUUUCUCCCUUCCCCAAGAUUUGAUAAUGUGCUGUGACUUUCUCUUUGAUAUUAUCAUGCUCCUAUCUUUGAUUGACUGAAAUGCAUUUGCUGGUAUUCUCCUGAUUUAUUUAAAGUAAAUCUUUCCAAAGGGAGUAUAGCCUUUCAGAUCACUCCUCUUAACUGAUGAAAGAAUUCCCAAAGGACAGGAGCUGAAUUAUGUCACUGCUCCAGCUGAGGAAAUCUUCAGGUGGAAGAUUGGGAUUGCCUGUUUCCAGGAAAAAACGGGGAACGUGAUCCAGCUACCAUCAGAGCCAGGAUGUGAGGAACAGGGCCUAGUCAGUGUUAGUGCCACAGCUUGAUGACUUUCUUCCCUACCUCAUUCUGUAACCUGUGGCCCUCCAGAUAUUGUUUGUCCCCAAACUCCAGCCGGCCCUGUCAGCAUGGCCAGUGUUCAGGGAGGAUUGGUGGGGGGGCUAAUCCAGCAACAUCUGGAGUGCCACAGGGUCCCCAUCCCUGAUAGAACUGAUGCGUAUAUAUAUAUACACACACUUAAUUGACAUGUACAAAUAUUUCUGGCUUCCAAGUUGUAAAAAAAUGCUCUGAACAUGCGAUAGGUCUGUUAAAGGUCCAUUAAAACAUUUUUUGGCAACA
This is a messenger RNA of Rhineura floridana, 3460 nucleotides long. Its product is annotated as zinc finger protein ZFP2-like. The record is from RefSeq and is a predicted model, not a curated record. Bases 256 to 1947 code for a protein of 563 amino acids. The transcript has 4 exons. NCBI's taxonomy places the organism in Eukaryota, Metazoa, Chordata, Lepidosauria, Squamata, Rhineuridae.